AUUACCGAUGCUAAAAAACAAGAUUUUUUUUGAAGAAUUACGAGUGUUAUUCUACGUUGGUCGAAUCAUACUCGUGAUUUCUUAAGUUUAACAUCAAUUCUUACUCCACAAUUUUCACGUAUAUUUAAAGAAACAAUCUUGAAUAUUUGUAAUGUCUAUAAGAAUGUGAUGUCAAACUUAAGAGAGCCCAAAACCUCGCUUCUUUGCACAACGAUUUUCCCCUGACCUCGGAAAUCCAGCUCGAGCUUUCAGCUAUGUCGUGUUUGGCAUCUUGCUUUGCGUCCUUGACGUGCGGUGUCUGCACCUCCGUGGCGUCCGGGAUUAGCCGCCGCUCUGCUCGGCUAGGUUACUGUCUCAUCUUCGGAUUCUCGUUGGUUGUCUCUUGGCUUCUCCGACAAUUCGCCCCUCCACUCCUCAAGCAUUUCUCUUGGAUAGACAAAUCAGGCAGCCACCCGGAUGAAUGGUAUCAAAUGCAAGCAGUACUUCGUGUAAGCUUGGGGAACUUCUUGUUUUUUGGAGUUCUUGCUCUUAUUAUGAUUGGAGUGAAAUAUCAAAAUGAUAGGCGUGAUUCCUUGCAUCACGGUGGAUGGGUCUUGAAGUUUGCUGCUUGGGUUGUGUUGAUCAUCCUCAUGUUUUUCCUCCCAAACGCUAUCGUCAAUGUUUACGGAAUUGUUUCAAAGUUUGGUGCGGGUAUAUUUCUUGUAAUUCAAGUAAUGCUUUUAUUGGACGCCACACACUCAUGGAACGACUCAUGGGUUGCCAAGGAUGAACGGAAGUGGUUUAUCGCUUUACUUGUUGUGUCAGUGGCCUGCUACCUAGCAGCAUAUGCAUUUUCAGGCAUUCUGUUUAUUUGGUUCAAUCCUUCUGGAAAUGACUGUGGGCUAAAUGUAUUCUUCAUAGUCAUGACUAUGAUUCUUGCAUUUUUGUUUGCUGUUAUUGCCUUGCACCCAAAGGUAAAUGGAAGUUUGUUGCCUGCCUCCGUGAUAUCAAUAUACUGUGCUUAUGUGUGCUACACGGGGCUCUCUAGCGAACCUCGGGAUUAUGUGUGCAAUGGCCUUCCCAACAAAUCAAAAGCAGUAACUAUCAGUACCCUCAUUCUCGGGAUGCUUACCACAGUUCUCUCAGUUCUGUACUCUGCUCUCCGUGCCGGUUCUUCAACUGCUUUUUUCUCACCCCCAUCUUCUCCCAGAUCAGUAAACAAGAAGCCUCUUCUGGGUGGAUCUGAAGAGCUGGAGUCUGGAACUAAAGCUACAAGAGGAGAAAGCGAAGCACAACCAGUGAGUUACUCAUAUUCAUUCUUCCAUCUGAUAUUCACUCUGGCCAGCAUGUAUUCUGCCAUGCUGCUGUCCGGGUGGACAAGCAGUUCUGAAAGCUAUCAACUUAUAGAUGUUGGUUGGACUUCGGUUUGGGUCCGUAUUUGCACUGAAUGGGUAACCGCCGCACUCUACAUUUGGUCCCUUGUGGCCCCUAUCCUCUUCCCUGAUCGCGAAUUCUACUGAAUCCUCUUCUCCCUCGUGUCAUUAAUGGAUGCCUCAUCCAUUUCUGCUGUUAAUAUGUUUUUUUAAAGAAUCACACUACACUGACACCACCCAUGACACCAAGUUUGACAUGUUCGUGUGUGUGAGAUUGUGUAUAUGUGAGAUAAGGUUGGUGUCGAACUUGGUCUCGUUAGUGAUUUAGUGGUGUCAAACUUGGUCCCGAGUUUCAAGGCAUGAGGUGGGUCAGCGUGUUGCAAUAAUGUCAACAUAAUUACAUAAUUAAAUAAAACAUGGACCUACACAGAGCCCCCAUGGAGUAUUUUUUUUGCUUUUUGAUCAAUUAAACUGUUCUUGAAUUGAAACAAACGAGUCGAUGUAUUGAUAAUGAUCGAUCACUAAAUUACUCUUUUGGAG
Cuscuta campestris is the source of this 1892-nucleotide messenger RNA. NCBI's taxonomy places the organism in Eukaryota, Viridiplantae, Streptophyta, Magnoliopsida, Solanales, Convolvulaceae. The record is from the annotation of a GenBank genome assembly.